Pristis pectinata (smalltooth sawfish) is the source of this 3563-nucleotide messenger RNA. Its product is annotated as RNA-binding protein Musashi homolog 1-like. The record is from RefSeq and is a predicted model, not a curated record. Gene Ontology annotation, cellular component: cytoplasm. Gene Ontology annotation, molecular function: RNA binding. The transcript is spliced from 15 exons. Bases 159 to 1277 code for a protein of 372 amino acids. NCBI's taxonomy places the organism in Eukaryota, Metazoa, Chordata, Chondrichthyes, Rhinopristiformes, Pristidae.
UAGCGAGAGGGGGGAGGGGGUUCAGGCCGGGUCAUGAAGAGCCGCUCGGCCGGGCUGCCCCUUCCCUCCCUCCCGCCAGUGACGAUCCCUUGCUCCCCCCCUGUGCAUCCCUACCUCUGCUAAGCGGGCCCUUCUUGCCUGGCUGGGACUGGAAGGUAAUGGAGGCGGACGCAAACCAAGCCAACUCGGUGCUCAGUGCAGACUCGCAGCACGAUCCCUGCAAAAUGUUCGUCGGGGGACUGAGCUGGCAGACCACGCAAGAAGGUCUUAAGGAAUAUUUCUGUAAAUUUGGGGAAGUAAAAGAAUGCAUGGUGAUGCGGGACCCUGUUACAAAACGGUCGAGAGGAUUCGGGUUUGUCACUUUUGUUGACCAAACGGGCGUAGAUAAAGUUCUAGCGCAACCGAGACAUGAACUAGAUUCUAAGACGAUUGAUCCUAAGGUGGCUUUUCCACGCAGAGCACAGCCAAAGAUGGUGACCAGAACAAAGAAGAUCUUUGUGGGUGGAUUGUCUGUGAAUACCACGGUGGAGGAUGUCAAGCAGUAUUUCGACCAGUUUGGAAAGGUAGACGAUGCCAUGCUGAUGUUUGACAAGACAACCAAUCGACAUCGAGGGUUUGGGUUUGUGACCUUUGAGAGCGAAGAUAUUGUGGAGAAAGUCUGCGAGAUCCACUUCCAUGAAAUCAACAAUAAGAUGGUGGAGUGUAAGAAAGCACAGCCCAAGGAAGUGAUGUCACCGACCGGAACCGCCAGGGGACGUUCUCGAGUGAUGCCCUAUGGCAUGGAUGCCUUCAUGCUGGGGAUAGGCAUGCUGGGGUAUCCAGGAUUCCAGGCUGCUUCAUACGCAAGUCGUGGUUACACAGGGCUCGCGCCCGGUUACACCUACCAGUUUCCCGGCCCAUUACUGCUGCCUCCAGCCACCACACUUCCGUCGUCAGCUGGGAGAGCGGGACAGUCCGGGGUGCAGACGUCCCAGUGGCCACCGUCCAUGUUGCUUCAGGAUUGGCCUACAGGAGCGAUCCCCCUCACCGCAUAUGGACCAAUGGCAGCGGCGGCUGCAGCGGCUGUGGUUCGCGGGACAGGCUCCACCCCAACCCGCACCGGUGGUUUCCUCGGCACCACCAGCCCCGGCCCCAUGGCCGAUCUGUACGGGGCGGCCAACCAGGACUCCGGGGUUAGCAGUUACAUCAGUGCAGCCAGCCCCGCACCAAGCACUGGAUUUGGCCACAGUCUCGGGGGCCCCUUGAUUGCCACAGCUUUCACAAACGGUUACCACUAAAGCAAAGGCCUGCAAAUCUGAAAAAGGAGGGCCUGGCUGGUGAGCACGCGGAGGGGAUGUGGGUUUUGGUGGAGCUCAGGCAACUUUGAUCAUUUUACUGCACACAUUGACUUACUACCAUUAACCCAUCUCCGACCACCCCCCACCCCAUCAACUGAAGAAAACAUCUCACUCCUUCACUAACAUUUAAAGUUUACGCUUCUUUGUUUCUCCUGAUUUUUUUUUUAAUUUAUUUUAUUUUUUUUAGCUUAACGAUCGAUCAGUUUUAAGCCGUGUCUUCUUUUUGUUGUUGUUGUUGCUUAUUUGAAAGUGUUUAGAUGCAUUCUUUUUAAGAUGAGAGUUUUGUGAUUGUAUUAGAACAUUUUGCUGAGGACAUUUUGCUUCAUAUUUUUGACCAUUUUUUUUGCCAGAUCUUGUUUUUAAUGAGUAAGAGCUAAAGAGGGUAAUGUAAAACACUCCAAAAGAAAAUGAAAUCUUGUCUAAAUACAAUUUAUUUUGAUAUUCUUUGUAAAUGUCAUCUAUUAACACUGAAUUCCAGUUAUCAUGGAACAAAAAAACAUCUGCAGGACAAAAAUGUAUAUUUUGGUAAAAAAAAACACUAUGAAUCAUAAAAGUAUUUUUUUCUGAAAUUGGAUAAAACGUUUCUGUAAAAUAUGUAAAUAGAACAAGCUGGAUUUGUAUUUGCCUUCUGCACAAAAGGUUCUUUUUUGAGUACGGUAGUAUUUUUGAGAAAAGGGUAGCUUCCAGGUCCUUACACAGCCUGAAAUUUAGCAAUACUGUAGUUAACACCCAGCAGAUUCUGUAGUUGAUGUUGUUAAGGGGCUAAUUUACUGUAGAGUUGCUUUUUGUUCUCUGACUUCUCUUUUAAAUGAAGGACAUUGGUUAAAGAUAAUAAAAAUGACCGGUACCUCAAUGGGUCAUGAAGCUGCUAAAGACAAAAAAAUCCACAUGUAAACUACAUAUCUAUAAGGUUGUGUAGGCCAGCCUGGUGUCCACUUUGACCCCAGUUUUGAGAAGGAAUGGUUGUUGCUAUGGCUACUACUGUUUUACCUCGGCUGGUCACUUCCACAAAGCUGUCAACUCUCCCAGUUUUUUUUUCUGAAACAGUAUCCUGUAGUGUUCAGACAUGGCUAGUUUUCGUUUUUAUUUUUGUUUCUUUGUAAACCGCCUGCACUUCCAAUUCAGUAGCAACGGGCAUGGUAACUGAUCACCCGCCACGCGUAGAGGGGAAGCUGGGAGUGGUCUUGUCUCCGGCCGGCAGAGGAAAGGAGUAUUGUUCUGCAAAGAUGGGGAGUCAAGCCAAGUCGCACCCUGCUCACUGUAAAGGGCGUGCCCGCUUGUGGGACGGGACCUCCGCCGUAUGUCGUCCCACCCCUCCCCUUACUCCUGCACCACAUUUCCCCGCGCCGGGCCACCAGGGGUGACGGAGGGUGUGCUGAGGAGGUACCACCUGAGUAAUUACCACACCCCUGCCGGCAGCCAGCUUCAAGGGACGUUCCGGGAGCCCGGAUCCUUCAGUUCCCACCGGAAGAGAGAGGGUCCCGCGAGCAGGAGCAAGCGGAGAACGAUCGCCAGAACCUUUUGUUUUAAAGGAGAAGGAACGACAUUCAUCCAACAUGAGGCUUCUCCUCAGCUGCAAGGUUUAACAUGUUUAAUAUAUGACAUAAUCACGGAUGGAACUUGUCACCUUGAAUUAUUGUAAAAUACUUUUUUAAUUAAUGUGUUUUAGAGGAAGAAUGAAAUGAAAGGUCCAGGGGCUGAUUUUUUUUAAAAAGAUGAAGGCCAAUUUAGCGCUUACAGUGAAAAGAAAAUAACAAAACAGAAAUCUGUUUUUUUUUAAAAAAGAAAAGAUUUGAGGGCAUUAAAUGCUGCGAUUCUCUGUCAGUUUAUUCCAGGGUCAUUUCUUGUCCUGUGUCAGUGGAGAGACUGACAGAUCUGUGGAGAGUUGCUAGCUUUGCUCUUGAUUUUUAAUCAAUAAAACACUACUGGAAAUGCAAACACUUGUUUGUAACAGCAAUAAAUGCUAUUUGUGAAAGUGCAUCCAGGGGAGCACAUUUUUUUUCUGAUUUCUAUUUUUCUCUUCUAGAUGAAGUGGUGUUUGGUAAAUAAUGUCUUGCUCCCUCAUGCAUUGUACUGCCAGGCAGAAGUUUUUGCUUUUUAAUCCUUUUUACGUUUGUCUAUUUUUUUUUGCCAGUAAGUUAUUGCAAUUUGAGAAAUGUCAUCUCUGGCUCUGUAACCCUUUUUCAGAUUUCAUUUAAAAUUCCUAAUAAAUUAUUUGAAACUUUC